AAAACAAUAACAGCCACAGAUCGCUUAGAUCAUACGGUGGAAAACAAAAUACUAGAACCUUCCCUUCCACCAAACCCCUAUAUCAACCCCCUCAAAUUGAGCUAGUGCUCUGCUCGUGUCAACCUUGCGCUAGGGCUUUGCCUUCAUUUCAGCUCAAGAGAAUCUGCAAAAAUGGUGAAGAAUUACCCAGUUGUGAGCGAGGACUACAAGAAGGCCGUUGAUAAAGCCAAGAGGAAACUCAGGGGUUUGAUCGCUGAAAAGAACUGUGCUCCUCUCAUGCUCCGUAUUGCAUGGCACUCUGCUGGUACCUUUGAUGUGAGUACUAAGACCGGUGGUCCUUUCGGUACCAUGAAGCACCCCGCUGAGUUGGCCCAUGGGGCUAACAAUGGUCUGGAUAUUGCUGUCAGGCUACUCGAGCCCAUCAAGGAGCAGUUCCCCGGCAUCUCAUACGCUGAUUUCUAUCAGUUGGCUGGUGUCGUCGCUGUUGAGAUAACUGGUGGGCCUGAUGUUCCCUUCCACCCUGGCAGGCAGGACAAGCCUGAGCCACCUCCAGAAGGCCGUCUUCCUGAUGCUACCAAGGGUUCUGACCAUCUUAGGGAUGUCUUUGUUAAACAAAUGGGUCUGAGUGACAAGGACAUCGUUGCUCUGUCGGGUGGCCACACCCUGGGAAGGUGCCACAAGGAGCGUUCUGGGUUUGAGGGUGCAUGGACUACCAACCCACUCAUCUUUGACAACACUUACUUUAAGGAACUCUUGAGUGGAGAGAAGGAAGGACUCCUGCAAUUGCCGACUGACAAGGCUCUUCUGUCUGACCCUGCUUUCCGUCCUCUUGUUGACAAAUAUGCCGCGGAUGAAGAUGCCUUCUUUGCUGACUAUGCAGAGGCUCAUUUGAAGCUCUCUGAGCUUGGAUUUGCUGAGGCUUAGGCAUCUGCACAUAGAAUAUCCAAUGGUGCUCAUGACUUGUCUGUUCUUUCUUGUUUCUCGGUUUCCAAGAAGAUGGUUUUUAGGUAGUUGUUGGAUGUUGUUGAAAGUUGGGCGAGCAUCUUUUGUUUGGAAGUAGAUUGAUUGGCAAAUGCUAUGGUACUUCAUAUUCUUAGAUUUAAAUAAGCCAAAGGGUUGAUCAGCUAAAUAUGCAAUUCUACUUCGUUUUUUUAUAUUAGUACAUUUUUAUAUGUUC
Tripterygium wilfordii is the source of this 1177-nucleotide messenger RNA. RefSeq names its product L-ascorbate peroxidase, cytosolic. Lineage: Eukaryota; Viridiplantae; Streptophyta; Magnoliopsida; Celastrales; Celastraceae. The transcript has 10 exons. The record is from RefSeq and is a predicted model, not a curated record. Gene Ontology annotation, biological process: cellular response to oxidative stress; response to reactive oxygen species; hydrogen peroxide catabolic process. Gene Ontology annotation, molecular function: heme binding; peroxidase activity. Bases 172 to 924 code for a protein of 250 amino acids.